AUGACUUCAACCGCACUCCCCAAGCGCAUGGCGCUCAACAGAAAUGCACCCACAGAUUCCUCGACAGAGAGCUCCGCAUGCGUCUCCCCAAUUGACAGCUUGCGUCCUUCCCCGUCCUCGACAUCUUUGUCGUCGAUGUCUUCAGAUGCCCAGCAAGAACCUGUCAAGUUAGUGGACACUUUCGGAAACCCCUUUGAAAUCCCAGACUUCACCAUCAAGGAUAUCCGGGAUGCCAUCCCAGCCCAUUGCUUCAAGAGAAGCGGUCUCCGCAGUCUUUCGUAUGUACUGAGAGAUAUCGGUUCAAUGGCCGGAACUUUCUACUUUUUCCACAACUAUGUCACCCCAGAAUACAUUCCCUCCACCCCAAUCCGCGCAGGCCUGUGGGGCUUCUAUACCUUUCUCCAGGGCCUCUUUGGAACAGGUCUAUGGGUCAUGGCCCACGAGUGCGGACAUCAAGCUUUCUCGCCGUCAAAGCUAUUGAACGAUACUGUUGGCUGGAUAUGCCAUUCCGCCCUGCUGGUGCCAUAUUUCUCCUGGAAGAUCUCCCACAGCAAACAUCACAAAGCCACCGGCAACAUGGACCGCGACAUGGUCUUUGUUCCGAAGACAAGAGAGGUAUUUGCGUCGCGAUUCGGAUAUAUUGCCCAUGAGCUGCACGAAUUGAUGGAGGAAACUCCUAUCCAAACCGCUACCCACAUCAUUCUCCAGCAGCUUUUCGGGUGGCCCAUGUAUUUGCUCUCGAAUGUCACGGGCCACAACAACCAUGAGCGCCAGCCUGAGGGUCGAGGUAAGGGGAAGAAGAAUGGCUUCUUCACCGGAGUUAACCACUUCAACCCUUCCAGCCCGUUGUACGAGAACAAACACGUACCACUCAUCCUUCUUAGCGACCUCGGUUUGAUGCUCACCGGCUCCGUCUUGUACUUGGUUGGGAAAAAGUUCGGCUGGGCCAACCUUGCGGUCUGGUACUUUCUCCCGUAUUUGUGGGUCAACCACUGGCUGGUUGCCAUCACCUACCUGCAGCACACCGACCCAACCCUCCCGCAUUAUACCUCGCAAGCGUGGACCUUUACCCGCGGCGCGGCAGCCACCAUCGACCGUGAGUUCGGUUUUAUUGGUCGCACUCUUUUCCACGGUAUCAUCGAAACCCACGUCCUCCACCACUACGUCAGCACCAUUCCCUUCUAUCACGCAGACGAAGCCAGUGAGGCCAUCAAGCCAGUUAUGGGCAAGCAUUAUCGUGCGGACACCGAAGGAGGCAGCAUUGGAUUCAUCAAGUCCCUAUGGAAGAGUGCCAGAGCAUGCCAGUGGGUCGAGCCAUGCGAAGGUGCACAGGGUGAAGGAAAACAUGUAUAUUUCUUCCGAAACCGGAACAAUAUCGGCAUCAAGCCUUCCGUUAUGAAACCGUCUUCCUAG
This is a messenger RNA of Paracoccidioides brasiliensis Pb18, 1413 nucleotides long. RefSeq lists its product as uncharacterized. The record is from RefSeq and is a predicted model, not a curated record. The coding region runs from base 1 to 1413 and encodes 470 amino acids. Gene Ontology annotation, biological process: lipid metabolic process. Gene Ontology annotation, molecular function: oxidoreductase activity, acting on paired donors, with oxidation of a pair of donors resulting in the reduction of molecular oxygen to two molecules of water. The transcript has 2 exons.